GAAAUGUUAAAAACGUAAUGGUGGCUGCUUGCGGUCCAUUCCAUUGCUGACAACAUUAUUUAUAAAACCGUGUGAAAACCUUCAAAAACUAAAAUUUUGCCCGAAGAUUUUUUUUUUAUAUUUUCAGUAUGAAUCAAUGUUGCUUUAUUUGCAACAAUAGAGCAUCGCUGGCCCUCAAAAAUGCUAUCAACCUCUUUGGAGAAGACAGCAAAUUUCCCUCAGGAAAGAAAAUUUCAGAAGUUCUAAGCGAGAUAGUUGGAAAGCCUGUUCAAGAUAAAAAAGUGCAUACUGAUAUUUUAUGUAAGAAGUGCUGGAAAAGCUGUAACGAUUAUGAUACCACUCGCAUCAGAUUAGAAACAAUAAAAUCGGAAUUACUAGGACAAUUCAAAUCAACGAUAACAGCUUACAAAUUAGAUUAUGAAAAUUAUGAAAAAAAUGAAUAUGGGACACCUCAGAAACAGAAAUCGGUUGUGGGAAAGAAAUUGGUGUUGCCAGCCUCAAAAUUACAACCUAUACCCCCGGAUUUGUUACUAAAAGUUGGGAAAUUAGCGGCUUUUUCUAAACCUAAUAUUAUUUUACCACAAAUAAAGCCAGUUACAGCCUCAACUUUAAACUUAAAAGUAACAGUCGGAUCCUCAGUUCUAACUCAAACAAUAAAAACAACAACGGCCAAACCUAUAGAAAAACAACAAAUUGACACAAAUUCCAUAUUAAAUUCUCUAUCGAAUGCAUUGAAAGAUGAUAUAGACAGUUUGACAACGGCCGAUGAGAAAUCCAUAAUCAAUUUUGAUAUAAAUUCUUUACCAAAAGACUUUUUGUCAGGAACAGUUUUGAGGAAGAUGAAUGAAAAAGACAAUGGGAAAAGUAAUAACAUAACUGAUGAUCAUCCGAUGGAAAUUGAUGAAGAUUGUCUAUCAGUGGUUCCGGUCACGUCAGCGGGUAAUGGGCUUCUCUUACAAGUGGAGAGCUUACAGUCCACUCCCCGGACUGAAGGGACACAUUAUUUGGACAUCGACCCCCUGGACAUUUCCGGGGGUAAUUCAGACUCCCAGAAAUAUAUACUUGGCAAGCUACAAAUGCUAAACGAACAGGAGGAUGAUGAUGAUGAUGAAGAAGGCCAUACAAUCGUGGUGGACAGUGAGAACGGUUCGAUACUGCGAAUGGUAACGGGUCAGAAGUUUAUAUACGAGGGCGGCGAGAUAUCCUUGGUAAUGCCUGAUGAUGAUCAGGUCGAAGGCAACGGGGAACAGCAAGACCAUGGUGAUAGUCAAGAUUCCAAUGAUGAGUCGCAAAUAGAGUUGCAAGUGUCGGGGGAUGAAGAAACUGCGAACGCCAUCAUAGCGGCGGCACAGGAACAAGGUGGAGCGUUUAUAAAGGUGGAGUCGGGCGAGAUGUUCCGCGUGAAGUCAGUAAGUAGCGCGGCGCGGCCCGCCACCCCACUGCAGAUAGUCGCGCCGCAGGGAGACAAGUUCAAGUGUCUACUCUGCGAGAAAAAUGGAACAGACCAGGACCUGGUAAGCGAAGCUGACGAAAUGAUGCGACAUUUGAAGACCGUUCACGACGCUCGCAUCUACUUGUGUCGGUUCUGUGGCGCUGUUAUGAGGAAACGUAACGAAUACGCCACUCAUAUAGUGAAUAUGUGCAGCUGUAAACGGGACGCAGAUUCACAAUAUCCACCGAGAUAUCUUGAAGGUGAGAACUAUUUUAGAAAUGAUUCCAAGCAUACUGAAUAUGCGCGGGAGCAAGUUCACCCCAAAAACAUUUAG
Spodoptera exigua (beet armyworm) is the source of this 1766-nucleotide messenger RNA. Lineage: Eukaryota; Metazoa; Arthropoda; Insecta; Lepidoptera; Noctuidae. The record is from the annotation of a GenBank genome assembly.